This is a messenger RNA of Cylicocyclus nassatus, 2046 nucleotides long. Lineage: Eukaryota; Metazoa; Nematoda; Chromadorea; Rhabditida; Strongylidae. The record is from the annotation of a GenBank genome assembly.
CGCUGGGUGUGACUUCGUAGUUAGCGAUGAAGAACUGGAUUAGACUCGUUGCAGCUUUUGAUAUCCCCACACAUCGCCACGGAGAUAACGAUCGUACGGCAAACAGGAAGACAUACUUCUCAUUUCAUUCAUGGGGCUUAUUGCAUCAGUGCUCAACUAUCUUGAGGAUAUGGAUCCAAGACUUGGAGCUGGAUCAGAUCCGGGAGGCAUGGCAAAAGUGGCGAAUAAAGUUUGCUUGAUCGUUAUUGACGGCUGGGGUUUGUCUGAGGAAUCCGACGGCAAUGCCAUCAAGAAUGCUAACACACCUGUCAUGGAUGGGCUCUGCUCUGGUAAUUGGACCCAGAUAGAAGCGCAUGGUCUCCAUGUUGGCCUUCCUGAAGGACUUAUGGGUAACUCUGAGGUCGGCCAUCUCAAUAUCGGUUCGGGUCGUCCAAUCUAUCAGGACAUCGUGCGCAUCAAUCUUUCCAUCAAAGACAACACUCUUGUGAAAAACGAGGCUUUAGUAAAUGCCUGCAAUCGUGCCAAGUCCGGAAACGGUCGUCUUCAUCUUGCUGGGUUGGUUUCUGAUGGAGGAGUUCACUCGCAUAUCGAUCAUCUGUUUGCUCUGAUCAAGGCUAUCAAGCAACUUGGAGUACCCCAAUUGUAUCUCCAUUUUUACGGUGACGGUCGCGACACCUCUCCUACAAGCGGAGUAGGUUUUCUGGAGCAAACCAUAGCGUUCAUAAAAGAACAACAGUACUGCGAAUUGGCUACUAUUGUUGGGCGAUACUACGCUAUGGAUCGUGAUAAGCGAUGGGAGCGAAUUUGUGUUGCAUAUGAAGCAAUGAUUGCAGGGAAAGGCGAAGCUACCACUGUUGAAGAGGCCCCAGCAGUUGUACGAAAACGCUACGAAGCACAGGAGACUGAUGAAUUCUUGAAACCAAUCAUUCUCAAUGGAGAUAAAGCGCGAGUCAAGGACGGUGAUACUCUGAUCUUCUUCGACUACCGAGCCGAUAGAAUGAGGGAAAUAUCCGAGGUUAUGGGCAUGGAAGGAUAUAAAAAUUGCAAGUCCUCGCUGCCACAUCCAAAAGAUGUGCAGGUGAUUGGAAUGACACAAUAUAAGAAAGAGUUUCCUUUUCCCACACUAUUCCCUCCACUGGUUAACAAGAACGUGUUGGCGGAAUGGCUUGCAUCACAGGGUUUGACACAGUUCCACUGUGCCGAAACCGAAAAGUAUGCGCACGUGACGUUCUUCUUCAACGGUGGAGUUGAGAAGCAAUUCGAAAACGAGGAGAGAUGCAUGGUCCCAAGUCCUAAGGUUGCGACUUACGAUCUCCAGCCAGAAAUGUCUUCAGCUGGUGUUGCUGACAAGAUGGUUGAGCAAUUGAAUGCGAAGAAGCAUCCAUUUGUUAUGUGCAAUUUCGCCCCUCCCGACAUGGUUGGCCAUACUGGAGUAUACGAAGCUGCAGUCAAAGCAUGUGAAGCUACUGACAAAGCAAUUGGAAGGAUCUUUGAAGCUUGCAAGCAAAAUGGCUAUGUAUUGAUGGUGACAGCCGAUCAUGGCAAUGCCGAGAAGAUGAAGGCUCCUGAUGGUAGCAAGCACACUGCCCAUACGUGCAACCGUGUGCCUUUCACUUGUAGCAGCAAUGAAUUCAAAUUCAAGAAGCUAACCGAUCGAGCCCCUGCUCUCUGCGAUGUGGCACCAACUGUCCUGGCUGUUAUGGGGUUGCCAAAGCCUGCUGAAAUGAGCGGAGUUUCUCUCGUUGAUAAGGCAUGAAUGAGCUUCGUACCCUAUAUACGGUUGUACUAACUCUUAGUCAAAGCACUGUUGAAGUAUCUCUCAGUCGUUAUUAGGUUACUGUUUUCUCCUCAUGUUGGUAGAAAAUUAGACCAGAUUCGUGCGUGUUAUGUGACCUUUAAAUUUCUUCGUUUCAUUUCUAGAAUAUCUAUGCUCAUAAUGAGUUAAUAAUGUGCAUGUAUAGUGGUACCUAGAUUAGGGAAGCCGUCUGUAAAGGGAGAUUGAAUACUUGGUUACUCGAUACAGUAUCCGAUAAACGGCUGUGUUUU